GACGGUAAUUACCAGAUAACGACAAUGACCAAAGCCACAGUGUACAGCCAUGGGCGUGUCAAAUGGGAGCCACCAGCCAUCUAUAAAAGUUACUGUCCUAUAAACGUCGAGUUCUUCCCAUUUGAUGAACAAAACUGUCAUCUGAAAUUCAGUUCUUGGACAUAUGAUGGGUUUCAAGUGGAUUUAAAACACCGAGAGCAUCCUGACAUAAAAGACGAUGUUCGGGUCGAAAAUGGCAUUGACGUAUCUGCGUACUCAAGAAGCGUUGAGUGGGAUUUGAUGGACGUACCGUUUUCUAGAAACACUAAAUAUUAUUCAUGUUGCCCUGAACCUUAUCCAUCUAUUACCUACAAUAUAACAAUUCGCAGGAAGACUCUCUUCUAUACUGUCAAUCUGAUCAUACCCUGUGUGGCCAUAUCAUUCCUCACAGUGUUAACAUUUUAUCUGCCAUCACACAGUGGAGAGAAAAUCACACUUUGUAUUUCCAUUUUGCUGUCUUUGACUGUGUUCUUCUUGCUGUUGGCAGACUUGAUUCCCCCGACGUCUCUGGUGAUCCCACUAAUCGGGAAGUAUCUGCUUUUUACGAUGAUCCUUGUGUCGUUAAGUAUCAUAGUGACAGUGAUGGUUCUGAACGUCCACUUCCGGUCCCCUGCCACUCACAAAAUGUCUCCUUGGGUGAAGAAAGUGUUCCUGUCCAUCUUGCCUCGUCUACUUCUGAUGAGAAGACCAAAACAAGAGAAUGAAAAAGGGGCCUCAGUAAGCACUGCGAAUGGCGUAGACGUAAGAAGUCCCUACACCGCAGACGCCUACGAUAAUCUGCCCAGUAACGCCAAUGACCCACUGAUAGAAGACUCUGACACGAUGUCAGCGAAGUACCCGUGGCCAAUACAACGAGCUCUCAAGGGCGUCAAAUUCAUUGCAGAUCACUUGAAGUCAGAAGAUCAACAACAUAACGUGGAAGAGGACUGGAAAUUCGUCGCUAUGGUUUUGGAUAGAUUGUUCCUGUGGAUAUUUUCUCUCGCCUGCCUGGUUGGAACUCUUGGUAUCAUAUUGCAAGCACCAACUAUGUAUGAUGGCCGACGCCCGCUUAAUAUAGCAUACAACGACGACUACUCAUAGACUUUGAACAGAACAACAAUUUCAGCUCUUCUGAAGAGUAAUUUUAGAUAAAUUUUCUAAUUAGUACUUCUAGAACGUGAAGUUGUAUAUACUGUACAUAAACAAAAAGAAAACAACGUUGUGCGAAACAAAAAUGCAUAAUGCAAUAUUUCUCCUUUGUUUACAUUUGAUAAUUCGUAGCGGCAGACAUAUAACGGUUUUGCAUGAAAAUGUUAGUUGAUGAACAAUAAUUGAAAUUUUGGCAAUACUGGAACCACGUGUUGAGCUACGAUGUGCAUUGUCCACAUUCUAUGGAUGGAACAAACUGUUUCAAACCUCAUCAUGUAUGUAAUCAUAGCACCCGUGUGACGUGACAGAGAGUCCCCCAUGACAGAGAGUCCGCUUCCCAUUCAUUUGUACAGGCGAGCCUCGCCCUAGAUUCUAACCCAUUAUAACUAAACGGAGGGCGGACUCUCUGUUACACAGACCCUCAGUUUCGUCACACCGGCAUGUUCCUGAGAUGUGUGCCAGUUAAGCAGAAGAAAGCAACAACGAUCUU
This is a messenger RNA of Lingula anatina, 1657 nucleotides long. RefSeq names its product acetylcholine receptor subunit alpha-like 1. Gene Ontology annotation, cellular component: postsynaptic membrane. Gene Ontology annotation, biological process: monoatomic ion transmembrane transport. Gene Ontology annotation, molecular function: transmembrane signaling receptor activity; acetylcholine-gated monoatomic cation-selective channel activity. The record is from RefSeq and is a predicted model, not a curated record. NCBI's taxonomy places the organism in Eukaryota, Metazoa, Brachiopoda, Lingulata, Lingulida, Lingulidae.